GUUGUUUUUUAUGAAUAUAUAUAUAUAUAAUUUAUAGAUUAGUGAGAUGGUAGUUUUGGAAUCACUUUCAAGUACAGGAAUUUUUAAUGAAGAAUGGAGUAAUUGGAAAGAUAUUUUUGAAAAUCGUUUAAAAGAGAAUUUAUGGUUAUUUGAGUUACCAAGAACCUCAUCAGAUAUUGAGAAUGGGAUAGAAACGGAAGAUGGAUUACCUUUGAGUAUGAGUCAAUCGGAAAAAAUGUUAUUUGAUCGGAUCAAGAAUGUUUUAUUUUCUAAUUUUUUAACAUAUCCACCUCAUACAGUACAGCGUUUAGCAGAGCUUCUUUUAUCGCCUAAAUUACAUUAUAAAUCAUUGUCUAAAUAUUUAAGAGCCGUAGAGAAAACACUUAUGGUAACAUCAACAACUGCUGAUUUUAAAAUACAUAAUACAGAUUCACAAAACCAAAGAAUGAAUAAUAAUGAUUCUAGUAUACCAAACUUAACGCCUGUUCCAUGGAUUCAUUCAGAUGAGAAUACAAAUUAAAAUAUAUAAAAUGUAUUUAAAAGUAUAUUUCAUUCUAAAAGGGU
This is a messenger RNA of Pneumocystis carinii B80, 564 nucleotides long. RefSeq lists its product as hypothetical. The transcript has 4 exons. Gene Ontology annotation, biological process: protein dephosphorylation. Gene Ontology annotation, cellular component: protein phosphatase 4 complex; nucleus; cytoplasm. Gene Ontology annotation, molecular function: protein phosphatase regulator activity. The coding region runs from base 47 to 520 and encodes 157 amino acids. Lineage: Eukaryota; Fungi; Ascomycota; Pneumocystomycetes; Pneumocystales; Pneumocystaceae. The record is from RefSeq and is a predicted model, not a curated record.